AUGACGGCGUACGAUCUGUCGUACGCUACGCGAUGGAACCAGAUUCAGGUGAGAGCCUUGAGUGACCCAAGACUUAGAGGAAUUCCUAAAGUUCAACGAUCACCAAGGAUAACAAACUAUAUGAGAUUGUCCUUUGGCUCAAGAAGUAGGGUUUUAAAUAUGGAAAAUACAUUCGAAAAUGCGAAAAAAGACGAAGACGAACUUGUCAAUGGGGAAAAAACCGAAAAGAGACUUAAUGCGUUCGAGUACUUCAAGCUGCAUCGAAGAGAUGAAGAUAUUGAUUUAAGCGGUUGGUCUCUGGACAAAGUAACUGCGUCCGGAAUUUCAAUGGAGUUACCCUCAUGUGCAAACAUUGUUCGUUUGUCUCUUGCCAACAGCAGCCUCAAAGAUGAAGGCGGAAAAAUUAUAGCUAAAGGACUCGAGGAAAAUUUGUCCGUGAGAGAGCUGGACCUGACUGGAAAUAUGCUUGGAGAAAAUGCCAUUUCUGCUAUUGGAGAAAUGCUAAACAAGAAUCAGACAAUAGAGAAACUGAAUCUUUCGAAAAACAACUUAACAGACCACGACGUACAGGUCUUUCUGAAUUGUCUUUGCCGCAAAACCUUUUUAAAAGAUUUAGAUCUAUCCAAUAAUAUUUUGUGUGACCAGUUCGCGAAACAGAUGUCCUUUGUUCUAGAAAAGAACUUUUUUCUUGAAAAGCUUUCCAUUUACUCAAACCAGUUGGAAGCAUCGGGCUUGCAGGCCAUAUCCUCAGGGUUACGAAAAACAAAAACACUUUCUUUCCUAAACAUUUCCUGGAAUUAUUUGCAUGACGCUGGAGCUGAAAUUCUUGGUGAAAUAAUCGCUGAAAAUAGAAGCCUCGUAGAGAUUUCCGCCUGCGGGAAUUUGUUAACCACGAAAUCUACCAGAAGUCUUGCCACAGGUGUUUCAAGUAACUCUAGGUUAAAAAUUCUCCGUAUUGGUCAGAAUUUGAUAAAGAAUUCCGGAGCUUAUGAAUUUGUAAAGGUUUUAUUUGAGAGUGGCAAACCAAUCUCGCUGGAAACGUUGGAUAUCAACGGAACUAUCGUGGACAGAAGAUUUAAAGAACUUAUCGAAACAGGAUUACCCGAAAACUUGUCCUCCCUGAAAGUUGUUAAUUUUUCGGUGGUCGAGUGUUUUGUGAAUAAGACAACUUGA
Molecule: messenger RNA, 1173 nt
Organism: Porites evermanni
Lineage: Eukaryota; Metazoa; Cnidaria; Anthozoa; Scleractinia; Poritidae
Source: the annotation of a GenBank genome assembly